Spodoptera frugiperda (fall armyworm) is the source of this 1952-nucleotide messenger RNA. RefSeq names its product homeobox protein 4-like. The coding region runs from base 1 to 1920 and encodes 639 amino acids. NCBI's taxonomy places the organism in Eukaryota, Metazoa, Arthropoda, Insecta, Lepidoptera, Noctuidae. The record is from RefSeq and is a predicted model, not a curated record. The transcript has 2 exons.
AUGGUUUUGAAUAUCGUGCUGUCCUUGUCACUCGUCGUGUUGGUAUCAUCCAACAACGGCUUCCAAACGUACGAGGUACCAAACUACCAAAAUACAUACAUAACCCUCCCAACCAACCCACCAGUCGAAAACAACCCCUAUCUUCAAAUAAAUACAGCUCAAAAUCCCAUACCACAAGAUAACUUACAACCUUUUAACAUAAGACAGAUUUUAUUGAACAGAAUCCUAUCAAGCCCAUCGGUACAGACGAUUUUGGAUCAUAACUCAAAUGGGUAUGGUGCAAAUUCCGUUGAUUGUAACAGUAAUCCGAUUGAACCGUCUCUAAGAAACAAUUAUGAAGCGUCUCCUAUAGAUUAUGAACGUUUGAAUAACGAUCUGAAUACCAAGAAUAAGGAUAAUGAAUCUAAUGUAGAAAAUGAAGGAAAACGUCGAAAACAUAAAAGGAGAAAGAAUUCUAAGUCAAGAAGAAAACCAGACGAUAAUGUAAAUAAUGAUAAUCAUAAUGAAACAGAAGAUAAUAACAAAGAAACUGGUAAAAGACCAAAAAAGCGUUCAAGAAGACCUAAACAAGAUUCUUCUAAAGACAAUCAAGCUGACAAUAAUGAGAAUUUAGACAAAAAUAACACUAAAAAGCGUAAAAACAAACAUAAUGAGACAAACGUUGAAGACAGUACUACUGAAAACCCUAAACCUAGAAGAAGACAUAAGAAGAAACAUAAAUCAGAUGCCAAUUCUACAGAUACAGCGAAUUUGGAACAACAGCUACCGCAACUAAGAGUAAUCAACGAUGAAUUGAACUUAGCUAAUUUCUGUGAAGGCAUCACUGAAGAGUGUAGACAAACAAGGAAUUUGAAAAAAGAAAAUAUCGAUAUACAAAAGCCUAUAGCAAAUCUAGUUGACAAUUUCCCCAACGGUUUCAGCUUUAAAACCUUCCAGAAUCUAUAUAACAAUCCAGCCAUGACAAAUUUCUUAGCAAACUACGAGAAUAUUUAUAAAAACAUGCUUUACACUAAUAAUCCUAUAAAUGAACCACGAAAUGUGGGUAAGAAAAAGCCUAAAAGUACUAGAAAAGCUCAAAGGAAAACCACCCUUAAUAACAAUAAUUCAACUGUAGCUACUAAUGAUAAAAUUACUCCACCAAAUCCCAUCAACUCUAACAUAAAUGAAACUACAGAAAAACCGACCCAAAUCGACGAUGCACCACAAGCAAAUACCAACUUAACUACUGAAGCGGAAAGUAUAAAUUCAAUUGAGAAACCGAUAGAUGAUAAAGCGAAUUUAAUAGACACUAAAGAUUUGGAAACAGAUGAACCGUUUCUGAAUUACUAUGACGGUUAUAUUGAUGACUAUUAUCCACUUUUUACUGACAACGCUGCUUAUACGGCUAACAACAGAGAGGUGUAUGUCAAACAUAUGGGUGACAUAAAAUACUAUUACACUAUAGAUAAAAACGAUCCAGAAAGAUUUGGAUUACCUGGAAUUAAAGCAAAAGGAUAUAAUACCAACAAGAAAUAUGAUGAAAUUGAAGGCAUAGAUGCUAAAGAUGAAACAAAAGAAGAAAUAGUACAAUUCCAAACUCCCCCAUUACUAGAAACACCAGAUUUCGAAACGAGAAAGGUGGAAAUAGCUGAAAUCAACCCUGAUGCUUACUACAAUAAGGAAGAAUAUCCAAAAACAUCAACAUACUCUCCAGCAAAGCACACAGAAGUAAAGAAGAAUGGUUUAAAUACGGCAGAAGAUAAAAUUGAAACUGUAUUCGCGAGAUCUAAAGUUGCUAAGUAUGGAACUGCGUACAAAGUAGAAGAGAAUGAGAAAUCUUCUGUAGAAGCGAAAGAAGUUAAAGAAGAAUUGAAAGAAGAUAGUGUUAAAGAUGGUGGUACUACUUAUGUUAUAGCUAAAAGUUUAGGUUACAGGUAUUAAGGUUAUAAAGAAAUUACUGUCUUCGCCAUUUU